This is a messenger RNA of Penicillium pulvis, 384 nucleotides long. RefSeq names its product DUF3602 domain-containing protein. Lineage: Eukaryota; Fungi; Ascomycota; Eurotiomycetes; Eurotiales; Aspergillaceae. Bases 1 to 384 code for a protein of 127 amino acids. The record is from RefSeq and is a predicted model, not a curated record. The transcript has 5 exons.
AUGCCUGACGAAUCUCCUAUCGUCUCACACGGUCGUGGUGGCCAGGGAAAUAUCGGCCAUGAUCCUACGCAGUACAUUGACGGCGAAAUCGUCCGUGAAGGUGUCUACGGCGACCAAGGUGAUGGCGCAUACUCUGCCGGCCGCGGCGGCGCAGGAAACAUCGGCUCCCCACGCGUGCGCCCAACCUCCAAAGUCCCCCACGACGCGGAGAUGAUCCCGGAACUGGCGGUUCGCAAUUCCAGCGACGAGACGUUCCAUGUUGGGCGCGGUGGCCAGGGCAAUGUUCAUCUCGACGAGGCGGCGAAGAAGGAGAAGGAUAAGAAGCACGUUGCACACGAAGGGUUGGCGGAUCGGUUGAAGAAUAAGUUGUUGGGGAAGAAGUAG